Molecule: messenger RNA, 993 nt
Organism: Salvia miltiorrhiza (redroot sage)
Lineage: Eukaryota; Viridiplantae; Streptophyta; Magnoliopsida; Lamiales; Lamiaceae
Product: transcription factor HEC2-like
Exons: 1
Coding region: 171-830 (219 amino acids)
Biological process (GO): regulation of DNA-templated transcription
Molecular function (GO): protein dimerization activity; DNA-binding transcription factor activity
Source: RefSeq, a predicted model, not a curated record
AAUAUCACUAUUUUAUUCCUUCAAUUCUCCUCCCACUUUGAGACCUAAUUCUUCUGCAAAUCUUCUGAUAAAACUCUCACUCACACUCUCUCUUCUCUUCUCCUUACCCAUCCCUUCUUUCAUAAACAUAUAUUUUUUCUUUCUAUAAUUAUUCAAACUUAUAGAUAGGGAUGGACAUUGAGUUCAUCAAGAAUGGCGGCGAAGAUCAGAUGGAAAUGAUGCUGAUGCAGAUGGAGAAGCUCCCCGAUUUAUCGGGGGCCUACGCCGACGUCAACGACCUUCCCAUAAUCGACUUCGCCCCUCACAAUCAACUUACCGACUUCCAAAACCUACAUGCUUCCUCGCCGCCGCCGCCGCUCCACCCGGCCUCCACGAUAUCCUUCAGCGGGCAGUUCCAGCCGGGGGAGGCGGCGCAGAAGCGGAGCUCCAUGGCGGCGAUGCGGGAGAUGAUAUUCCGGAUAGCGGCAAUGCAGCCGAUCCACAUCGACCCGGAGUCGGUGCGGCCGCCGAAGCGGCGGAACGUGAGGAUAUCGACGGACCCGCAGAGCGUGGCGGCGCGCCACCGCCGGGAGAGGAUAAGCGAGCGGAUCAGGAUCCUGCAGAGACUGGUCCCCGGCGGGACCAAGAUGGACACGGCGUCCAUGCUCGAUGAGGCCAUCCAUUACGUCAAGUUCUUGAAGAAUCAGGUGCAGUCGCUCGAGCGGGUCGCCGCCAACCGCCCGCCGCCGCCGGGGAUGGGCUUCCCGGUGCCCAUGUCGAGUGGGAGCUAUUUCCCGGUCGCCGGGAAGGGUUAUCAUCAGGCGGCCAACGUGCAGCAUCUGGCGGAAUGAUAUUUACAUUUGUUAAUUAGUACUUAAUCAAUGGAGUUAUUUCUAAUUUGAUGCUUAGUUGUUGUAAAGGAAGAGGCCUCUUUCUCUAUCAUUGCCAAAUUAUAUGUCAUGCAUGUGUAUUCUCUGAGAAAUAAUACUAGUACAAUCUUUGGCAUCUAUACUC